GCCAACAACCACCGGAUAGUCUAGCAAAAGUACAAACUGCUGCCUCAGUCGUUGGUUGCACAAUGGCGUGCUCGGAUCGUGUUUACUUGUUCUCCUGCCGCCGACGUUUCUGAGCGGAGGUCGGCCCAACGUUGGUCCGUCCGUUGCGCGGAUUAUCAAAUUAUUUCCGCUCCUAUUAUUGUUUUCAAAACAAAAAUUCUCCACUCCACUCAGAAUAAAUCCUCACACUGAUAUUACCAUUCAAAGUGUCACUCUGUGAGAUUUUUCCAAAAACAAAACGAGAAAUAAAUUCAAAAAAAAAAGAGGAGAUUCCCCAUUUACGCGGGAUAAUAUUGUGAAAAUAACGUGAGGGGAAGAAGAACAACAACGGUCGUGAAUCAACGUUUUGGAUCCUAACCAACCCCCGUUCAGGAACAUAAUCGGCAAAUAAUGGUUUUUUAUUGUGAUAUCGAUGAGAAAUUACCGAGUCUUUUUUAGAGCGAAAUUAAAGGACCUAUUCAUCCGGGUGACUCGACAUUAACGGUCAGUCAUCUCUCUCUCUCGAAGAUCUCCUUCCGUCCAAGGAUUCCAUUGAGAUUCCACAUAAGCGCACAAAAGCCACAUUUGCAAGAAUCAAUCAAACAAAUUUCACCAUUGACGAAGAAAUCUCCUUCAUACCCACACACAUCAUUAUCAAAACAAAAACCACCCAAGUGUUCGUGUUUUUAUACCUAAACUACUAGCUCUGAAAUCAACAAUUCUAUCGAAUUUAAAAGUGAAUAAUUUUUUUUUUUUUAAAGAUACACCGCAUUUUUAUAUUUAUUGUGGUGUUUUUAGUUUUCUUUUCUCGUUAGUCAUUUUAUAUAUUGAAGAAAAGAAGAAAACGAAGAAAAAAAAGGUUGUGAAUAUAAUAGAGAAAUAAGUGUAAAAAAAAAGUGACGUGAAUUGUGUUGCUUUAUUAAACGUGCAACAUGAGAGUGGCUGUGAGCAGACAGGAUCCCUAUCAUCUACAAGUGAGUCGUACGAGUACUGGAAAAUUUCUGGUUAGAAAUUACCAGGAUGUACCACAAUCAAAAAACAGUGAAGAAACACCGGUUGCACCAGUUGUAUUCUCCAGCUGUGAACCAGUUAAUACUGAUCAUCAAGGACCAACGAUCCUUGGCGAUCGAUUUCUUCUUCUUGAUGCGGCAGCUGAAGGCAGCGCAUUGUACAGAUGUGUCGAUGUAAAAACUGGUCAACAACUCAUUGCAAAGGCCCUGACACCGGGAGAUAAGGGAGAUGAAGCUCUCUUGCAAGCGCACUUGCGGCUGGAUGGUACUGGAGCCACGAGCGGAAUAGCAGGUGUGGUGGAUGUACCAGGAGGUCGACGAUACCUUCUCCUCGAGGGUCACUACGGCGACCUACACGCCUACGUGAGGGCGCGUAGAAGGCUACGGGAACCGGAGGCGCGGAGACUUUUCCGUCAAGCCGCCAGGGCCGUAGCCAAGUGCCACGAGAAAGGAGUUGUUCUCAGGGAUCUUAAACUUAGGAAAUUCGUCUUUACCGAUGAAACUCGAACACGUCUUCGACUCGAGAGUUUGGAAGAUGCAGUGAUCGUGGAGGAUUUAGACGACAAGUUGACGGAUCGUCGCGGAUGUCCGGCUUACGUGGCGCCGGAAGUUCUGUGUUCAGGACGAGCUUACUCCGGAAAGGCAUCUGACAUCUGGUCGUUGGGAGUUUUACUUUUUACAAUGCUCGUUGGUCGUUACCCCUUUAAUGGAGCUGAGCACGCAUCAUUAUUCGCAAAGAUAUCGCGUGCCCAAUUCCUAAUACCAGAGGGUCUCAGCUCUAGAGCAAGAUGUUUAAUUCGCACCCUAUUGAGAAGGGAUCCAACCGAGAGGCCCGAUUCUGAAGAUGUCAUUCGACAUCCCUGGCUGACGAGGCCAAUAAAAUCAUCAGGAAGAUCAUCACACGACCAGCUCGUUCCAGAGCCAACCAAUAAUUCUCAAGACUGAUUUUUAUCCAAGAGAGAAUAAUUCCACACGCCUCAAAACUGCGUUAAAUUUAUAUUAUUUCAAUCAGACUUCUUUUUUCCAAGUAUUUCCAAUUCAACAAAAAAUUACAUCUUUAUUUUUUAUUUCUUCUCUUUGUACAUUUGCAUUUUUCCUGCUUUGUCACCGAAAGCUUUUUUAAAUAUAAUAUAAUAGGUAUACAUAUUAAUAAUAAUUUUCAAAGCAUUAAAAUUUCAAAUGUACUCGAGAUCUCAAUUUUGAAGAAAAAAUAUAAAACUUUUCAAAAAAAAGGUCUGAUUUUAAUGAUGAAAACUAGCUUUUAAGUUCUUCCAUUGACAUCGAAACGAAGACAAGAAACGUGUCAAUUCCAUAUUAAAAUUUAGAAAUUUUUUUGAAAAAUUUCCUUUUCAAUUCUUUCUUAUAUUUAUUAAAAACUGCGUUAUGAUUAAUUCUUUGCAUUUACAAAAUUUGAUUAAAAAUGUCUGGCAUGGAAAAAAUGUACAAAAAAAAACUAUUGUAAAUCAAAUAUGUACCAUAAUUGUAGACAAAAAUUUACAAUUUAGAUUGUAAAGUGUACAGUAGAGAAUUAUAAAAAAAGGAUUGUAAAUAUUUAUUUAAUAUAAAUAGUAUACAUAACGAUUGUUGUACUAAGUACGAUACGGAUUGUAAAUUAUGUUCAUUGUUCUUCGUGUAAAAUUUGCUUCGUUUAAAUUGUAAAGUUUCUUUCUUCAAAUACUCUCUUUCUCUCUCUAAAUUCAAAUUAGUUAAAAUUUGUAUAAUUUGUUGGCAAAAUGUCAAUCGUCUAUUCAAAUAGUGAUAGUUCUGUUAAUUCAGCUAAAGAAUUUUUGCUUUCGGAAAAAAAAUUUUCUACUUUUUUUUUUUACAAAUAUAUAGUAAUUUUUACUACUUUAUUGGUAAAAUUUACUAAUUCAAAAACAAACAGUCAUUUA
Messenger RNA from Leptopilina heterotoma, 2920 nucleotides. RefSeq names its product tribbles homolog 2-like (gene trbl). The coding region runs from base 951 to 1973 and encodes 340 amino acids. Gene Ontology annotation, cellular component: nucleus. The transcript has 4 exons. Gene Ontology annotation, molecular function: ATP binding; protein kinase activity; mitogen-activated protein kinase kinase binding. The record is from RefSeq and is a predicted model, not a curated record. Gene Ontology annotation, biological process: protein phosphorylation; positive regulation of proteasomal ubiquitin-dependent protein catabolic process; regulation of MAP kinase activity. NCBI's taxonomy places the organism in Eukaryota, Metazoa, Arthropoda, Insecta, Hymenoptera, Figitidae.